AUGGAGCCUGUGCGGCUCGAGCGCCAACAGCAGGUGCCUGCCGACCACCGCGCUGCGCUCACGCCAGAGGACCAACUGGCCGCGCCGUUGGCCGCUGUGAAGCUCGCGGAAAGCGGCGACUUUCCGCGGCUCUUGGUGGCUUUAGCGCUGCGUCCGCGACUGGCGAGAGCUGCCGAUGCCUUUGGCAUGACGGCGCUGCAUUGGGUCUGCAGCGACCCUAAGGCACCCCCGCGCGUACUUCUCACUGUCGCGCGUGCGCAUCCUGCAGCCGCUGCCACACGAAACCUAGCGGGUUUAUUACCACUGCACCUGGCAGUCAGAAAGAGCCUCGCUUUGGAGGCCAUCCAGGCGCUGUUACACGUGUACCCUAAGGCCAUUGGGGUGCGAACGCCGGAUGGUAAGACGCCGCUCAUGUUGGCCAAGCAAAGACCCGUGGCGUCUAGCGCUGUGCUCUCUCUACUGAAAGUACUGGAAGCUCAUGCGAGGACGGGAGCUCCCUCCCCGACGAUUACCUCUAGAUCUGUGACACAGGAGGAGACGAUCGCUGCGAUGAUGGCGCCACAUGCACCGCCUCCAAGAUGGGCACUGGCCUCGAGAUGCAGACUUUGUGCUGCAAAGUUUGGAUAUUUCAGACAGAGGCACCAUUGCAGAAGCUGUGGGGCGUCAGUCUGUGGACGCCACUCCAGACAUCGAGUGCCUUUAAAACAUCUUGGACUUUUCCAGCCUCAAAGAGUUUGUGAGUGCUGCUUUGACGAUCUGCAGAAACAACUCAAUGUGCGUGCAUUGGAGCGCGUGACGCGUACUGGGGGCGCGUAUCCAUACAUUGACAACGACGACUCGAACAGUAUCUAUUCAAACACGUCGAUGAAUCUCCAAACUCGCCAUAGACGACGUAGCAAGUCGAUCUUUAGUGAGCCAACCCAGCGUCAUGGACGGAGUGACUGGGAAUGUUGCACCGACAACAAUAGUGAGGCCAGUGCUAAUGGCUUCACUCCUGUCUCGGCUCCUUGGAAUUGGAGCAUUGCAGCGUCAGAAGCUGUCGAGUCACUGCAGCCCAGUAUGGGCUCCAUGUUUCUAUCGGUUGCACCGGCACAACUGACGGUACUGGAGCGUCAGCGUCUGUUACGUGAGCAACAAGGACACUCUAUGGAUUCCGAGCCUACUAGACGGAGAAGUCGACAACGACGAUCAAGGCCACACUCGUCGGCUCUAGACAGAUCGUUGCACGUACAGAGAAUGUCGGAGGUGGAUUCAGCGUGUUCAAGUGAUGAACACGAGUUGGAGCAGCGAAUGCAGCAACUCAUGGAAGUCAAGCGGGAGCUUGGGGAGACUAUGCGUCGCAGCGAGGAGGACACUGAACGAGCACAGCGUGAGAAGCGGGAUCUGGAUGCUCUAGCUGCUAAGUACAGGGACAGCGGGUACUCGAGUCCCCCAGAAUGCGAGGAUGAGGACGAAGAAGCUGAAAUCGCCGCGACGCUGGCCUUCUUGAAUGCUGGUAGAAGGAUGAGUAGCACCGCAGAACUUCUGGAAGACAUGGAGCUGCCACUCGAUGUGGCUGCCACACACCAAGAGUUGGGCGAAACUUUGCUCAGUAAAGGAGACUUUGCUAGCGCCGUUCUGGAAUUGCAACGUAGCGUGGAGCUGGACGCCACUAAUGCCACUGCUUGGCUCCAAUUGGCGAAAGCUUUGGACGGUGUGGGUGAAGAUAGCGAGGCCGCUGAGGAGGCAGUACGUCGUGCACUCGAGCUCGAGCCAACGUCAAUAGGCGCACUAUCUCUUCUAGGGAAGCUGUUGCAUCUACGCGGUGACCACGACGACGCCAUCCUAGUGUUUCGCCAAGCACUGGAGCUACAAUGCCCCAAAGGACGCCUUUCCGACGGUGCACAAGAAUCGGACGCUGAACCCCAAAGCAUGGCAAUGUAG
This is a messenger RNA of Phytophthora infestans T30-4, 1923 nucleotides long. RefSeq lists its product as uncharacterized. The transcript has 3 exons. Gene Ontology annotation, cellular component: ESCRT-0 complex. Gene Ontology annotation, biological process: protein transport to vacuole involved in ubiquitin-dependent protein catabolic process via the multivesicular body sorting pathway; protein targeting to vacuole. Gene Ontology annotation, molecular function: metal ion binding; phosphatidylinositol-3-phosphate binding; ubiquitin binding. The coding region runs from base 1 to 1923 and encodes 640 amino acids. The record is from RefSeq and is a predicted model, not a curated record. NCBI's taxonomy places the organism in Eukaryota, Oomycota, Peronosporomycetes, Peronosporales, Peronosporaceae.